Molecule: messenger RNA, 1220 nt
Organism: Orycteropus afer afer
Lineage: Eukaryota; Metazoa; Chordata; Mammalia; Tubulidentata; Orycteropodidae
Gene: PCGF5
Product: polycomb group ring finger 5
Biological process (GO): regulation of transcription by RNA polymerase II
Cellular component (GO): PRC1 complex
Source: RefSeq, a predicted model, not a curated record
AUAUGGGAAAGCAGUACCACCAAAAGGAGUGAUGCUCAACCACCUCAUGAGAAAUCUGGAUGUUAGUGCACAUUCCUGGGGACAUCCAAUUGGAAAAGACACACCGACCCCUGAGAUCAGACUUUCAUCCACUUAAUACCUCUGUCUGCCUGAACUGUUAAAACCUGUCUCAGCUAACCACGAAUGGCUACUCAAAGGAAACAUUUGGUGAAAGAUUUCAAUCCUUACAUCACCUGCUAUAUUUGUAAAGGGUAUUUGAUCAAGCCAACCACGGUGACAGAAUGCCUCCAUACCUUCUGCAAGACUUGUAUUGUCCAGCACUUUGAAGAUAGCAAUGAUUGUCCAAGAUGUGGCAACCAAGUUCAUGAGACAAAUCCAUUAGAAAUGUUGAGGUUGGAUAAUACAUUAGAAGAAAUUAUAUUUAAGCUGGUUCCUGGACUACGAGAACAAGAACUUGAGCGUGAAUCUGAAUUUUGGAAGAAAAAUAAGCCUCAAGAAAAUGGACAAGAUGAUACUUCAAAAGUUGACAAGCCUAAAGUAGAUGAAGAAGGUGAUGAAAAUCAAGAUGAUAAAGACUAUCACCGAAGUGACCCACAAAUUGCUAUAUGUCUAGAUUGUUUACGUAAUAAUGGACAAUCAGGGGACAAUGUAGUAAAGGGUUUAAUGAAGAAAUUCAUCCGAUGUUCUACACGUGUAACUGUGGGAACUAUUAAAAAAUUUCUAAGUUUAAAGCUAAAACUUCCAAGUUCAUAUGAGUUGGAUGUGCUGUGCAAUGGUGAAAUUAUGGGGAAGGAUCAUACUAUGGAAUUCAUCUAUAUGACAAGAUGGCGACUAAGAGGCGAAAACUUUCGGUGUCUGAACUGCUCAGCUUCGCAAGUCUGCCCUCAGGAUGGCCCUUUGUAUCAGUCAUACCCCAUGGUGUUGCAGUACCGACCAAGGAUUGAUUUCGGUUAGGCCAAGGGGCCUGAUCCCACUGAGAGGAAUCCUGCACUCUUCGUUUACUCAUCGACAGAUUGCACAGUGAACAGUGUGUGGACUAGAGGGACACAACCACAUUUCCAGCAUGCAAAUAAGGCCACUGUCUGUCUCUAAAUUGUCAGUUGCAUCUAUGUUGUUUCUAUUAAGAGCAAACCAAGUGCCAUUCUGCUACUGAACUGUCUGCAUAAGGUAUCUGUGCUGUCUCACAGUGUGCAACCCAUAGUUGAAAUCAGUUAGGUGUG